This is a messenger RNA of Vespa velutina, 4703 nucleotides long. It is a transcript of the gene hay, whose product is annotated as general transcription and DNA repair factor IIH helicase subunit XPB. Bases 151 to 2547 code for a protein of 798 amino acids. NCBI's taxonomy places the organism in Eukaryota, Metazoa, Arthropoda, Insecta, Hymenoptera, Vespidae. The transcript has a single exon. Gene Ontology annotation, cellular component: transcription preinitiation complex; transcription factor TFIIH holo complex; nucleotide-excision repair factor 3 complex. Gene Ontology annotation, biological process: nucleotide-excision repair; transcription initiation at RNA polymerase II promoter. Gene Ontology annotation, molecular function: ATP binding; 3'-5' DNA helicase activity; hydrolase activity. The record is from RefSeq and is a predicted model, not a curated record.
GUAAUUCGAGGGCGCUAGUGUCUUCAAUGUUUAUCUGUAAAACAGCCUUUUUAAACACUGAUUAAUUUUAUGGCAGAUCAGUUAGUGAGGUCAGUUCUGUUUGCUUUUGAUCUUAUUAAUGUGACUGUUGGAAUUUGGAUUUUUUAAAGAAUGGCACCACCAAAACGUUUCAAAAAAGAUAAUGACAGAGGCAAAUGGAAAAAAAGGAAAGAAGAUCAUGAAGAAUGCGUGGAUGAUGAUUCUACUGAUGUUGUAGAAACAGAGGGUAUUCCAGACGCUGCCAAAACUGAUAUAGAAAAACAAGAUGAAACUGUAUUAGAAGAUGAAUUUGGUGCAAAAGAUUAUCGUUCGCAAAUGACAUUGAAAGCCGAUUGUGAAUCUAGACCAUUAUGGGUAGCUCCAAAUGGACAUAUUUUUCUUGAAUCAUUUUCGCCUGUUUAUAAACACGCCCAUGACUUUUUGAUAGCAAUAUCAGAGCCCGUUUGUCGACCAGAACAUAUUCACGAAUAUAAAUUAACGGCAUAUUCUUUGUAUGCUGCUGUUAGUGUGGGUCUUCAAACUCAUGAUAUAAUAGAAUAUUUGAAAAGAUUGAGUAAAACGAGUAUACCUAAUGGUAUUAUAGAAUUUAUAAAAUUAUGUACAUUAUCAUAUGGGAAAGUAAAGCUUGUAUUAAAACGUAAUAAAUAUUUUGUGGAAUCUCCAUUCCCAGAAGUAUUACAAACACUUUUGAAGGAUCCUGUUAUACAGCAAUGUAGAUUAAGAAAAAAUGUAGAUGAUUUAGAAAAGGAUGAAGUGACAACAAAUAUUCAAAAUAAAGUAAAGAAUAUAAAAUUUGGCGCAAAGCCAUUGCCAAGUGCUCAAGCAGUUACUGCUAAACAAACUGCUCCUGAAACCAAAGUUGAUCAAACGCCGUCAGAAACGGCUGCUAUUCCAGAGGAUAUAACUACAUUUUAUGAAAAAAUUGAUAAAGAAGAUGAAGACGAAGAAGAAGAACAAGAAUUAAAAACUGUUAGUUUUGAAGUAAAUCAAGAAAAAAUUGAAGUUAUACAAAAGAGAUGUAUAGAAUUGGAAUAUCCGUUAUUGGCAGAAUAUGAUUUUCGCAAUGACAAUGUUAAUCCUGAUAUAAAUAUUGAUUUAAAACCAUCUGCAGUUUUGAGGCCUUAUCAAGAGAAAAGUUUACGUAAAAUGUUUGGCAAUGGACGUGCUAGAUCAGGUGUAAUAGUAUUACCAUGUGGCGCAGGAAAAAGUUUAGUCGGUGUAACAGCUUGUUGUACAGUACGAAAGCGCGCUUUGGUACUUUGUAAUUCUGGAGUAUCCGUAGAACAAUGGAAACAGCAAUUUAAAAUGUGGUCUACUGCUGAUGAUUCUAUGAUCUGUCGAUUUACUAGCGAAGCAAAAGAUAAGCCUAUGGGUUGUGGUAUUUUAAUUACUACAUAUUCUAUGAUAACACAUACGCAGAAACGUUCGUGGGAGGCCGAACAAACUAUGCGAUGGCUACAAGAACAGGAAUGGGGAAUUAUGGUUUUGGAUGAAGUACAUACAAUUCCUGCUAAGAUGUUUCGAAGAGUAUUAACAAUUGUACAGUCUCAUUGUAAAUUAGGAUUAACAGCUACAUUAUUGCGAGAGGAUGAUAAAAUUGCAGAUUUGAAUUUUUUAAUUGGCCCUAAAUUAUAUGAAGCCAACUGGUUGGAACUACAAAAACGAGGAUUCAUUGCCAGAGUUCAGUGUGCUGAAGUAUGGUGUCCCAUGACACCUGAAUUUUAUAGGGAAUAUCUAGGAUGUAAAAUAAAUAGAAAAUUGUUAUUGUAUGUAAUGAAUCCAAAUAAGUUUAGAAGUUGUCAAUAUUUGAUUAGAUAUCAUGAAAGACGUGGCGAUAAAACAAUUGUCUUCUCAGACAACGUAUUUGCAUUAAAACAUUAUGCUAUUAAAAUGAAUAAACCCUAUAUUUAUGGACCAACUAGUCAAAAUGAACGUAUACAGAUAUUGCAAAAUUUUAAAUUUAAUACAAAAGUAAAUACGAUAUUUGUCAGUAAAGUAGCUGAUACUUCUUUUGACUUACCAGAAGCAAAUGUAUUAAUUCAAAUUUCUUCACAUGGUGGUUCCCGACGUCAAGAAGCUCAACGUUUGGGACGUAUAUUGAGAGCUAAAAAAGGCGCAAUUGCAGAAGAAUAUAAUGCCUUCUUUUAUACAUUAGUAUCACAAGAUACUAUGGAAAUGAACUAUUCAAGAAAACGUCAAAGAUUUCUUGUUAAUCAAGGUUAUGCUUAUAAAGUUAUUACUAAGUUGGCAGGUAUGGACGAUGAGCCAGAUUUAAUGUAUAGCGUACGAGAAGAACAAGGUCAGUUGUUGCAACAAGUUCUUACAGCCAGUGAUAUGGAUGCAGAUGAGGAAAGAAUUCCUGGGGAAGGUGUACGAUCAGUUACAAUGAAAGCAGGAAAUAUGACAUCAUUAUCAGGAGCAGAUGAUGCUGUUUAUUAUGAAUAUAAAAAAGCACCAAGUUCUUCAACAGCUAAUAAACAUCCAUUAUUUAAAAAAUUCAGAACUUAAGAGCUUAUAAUAGAAUUUAGUAUUUUUAUUCUGUAUUGAUGCUACAACUGCAUAAUAAUAUCUUAUAUAUAUGAAUUCUAGAAAUUUUUAGGUAAAAAAGAAGCUAUAAAGCAUGUUUGUAUUAUAUCAUUUAGGAUUUACAAUUUACAUGCGUAAUUUCAAAUAAAUCAAAUGUAAUUCUUAAAAGAUAGGAUUAAUAGACUAUAUUUUUCAUACAUAUUAAAAGUUCCUCUUUAUAUUAUACUCUAAUAUAUGAUAAUAAAUUUACAGCUUCAUGUGAAUUGCACGUAUAAAAUGUUGUAAAUCAAAUAAAUUAUUAUAAAUGUCAAUCAUUCUGAAUAGAGUAUUUGUAUAUAAAUAAAAUUUAUGACAAUACCUUUUAUGAAAUUUUUUUACAUUUAAAAAAAACGUAAGUUUUAAGUUAACAGAAAAAAUUGUGUAUAAUAAUAUUUAAAGAUGGCAUAUAGAGAAAUGAAAAGUUUUUAUUUUUCAUUACAGAUGGUACUUCAUAGAUAUUCAUAAUUUCUGUUAUUACUAUUUAUGAAUAAUAUAUUGCGUAAAUAUGAUUACAUUAAAAAUAAGAUAUGUAUAUAUAUAUUGCAUGUUCAUAAUAAAGAAGCAAAAAGAAAUUAGAAUAAUAUUUAUAAAGAAAAUAAUAUACUCUUUUAUAACUGAAGAAAGCAAUAUAAGAAUUUAAGAAAGAAGAAAUUGUUUUAGUUGAGAAAUUAUAUCUUAACCAGAGAAAGUCCAGACUCUAUUGCCACGAUUAUCAGUGGAAGCGUGAGUAUUAUAAUAAUCGUCUCUUGUGCGUUGAGAAUUAGAUCUGCCACUCGAACGGCCAUUAGAUCCACGAUUACGAUCAUCUCCAAACAAUCGAUUCCAGAUAGAAUUAUCACCGAUAGUAUUUCUGGAUCCAGAACGUCCAGAUGAUCUGCCAGGUCCAUAUGCUCUUGGUGGUGGUGUUGGUGGUAUUGGAUAUGGUACUGUCAAAUCGUAGAUCGAUAAUCAACAAAUUUAUUGCUAUAUUAAAAUAUCAUGUCAAAAGUAAAAAAGAAAGUAUAUAUAUAUAUAUAUAUAAUUAGAUGCUUUCCAGAAGGUCCUUUAAAUCAAUUGAUGUUUUCAUGUUAAAUUGUUUGGUUACAGUUAGUUAAAACUGCAUGCUGUUGAUGUAAUAUAAAGUAAAUAUGUUUUAUGUUUUUUACAUUUGCAAGGAUAUGAUGUUAAUGUUUUGUUUAGGUCAAAUCAAGGAUAUGUCCGAUCCAGAUGAAUACAUCUUAUUUAAGAUUGAUAUUUGGACAGUUCUAAAUUUCUUCUUUAUUUAUAUGCAUAUCAUAAAUUACAUAAAUUAAAUUAAUAUUAGUAUAGAGAAAAAAAAAUAUAUAUAUAUAAUUAAAAAAUUUUGAAAAAUGUUGCAAUAUACAAGAUGAAAUUAUAGGCAAAGCAGAUAAAAUUUGUCAUAUUAACACUUGAUUUUUAUACAUAUCUUUAAAGAAUUAUCUAAAAUACACAUGAUUUGUAUAGAAUAAUCGCAAUAAAUAUCAAUAAAAAUAGAUUCAUUAAUAUUAAAUAUUAACAAUCGCUAUAAGAAUAUUAUUUUAAUUCCUAUUAGAGGAUAUUUUAUUAUACAUAUAUAUAUAUAUCAAUUUAUCAGCCAUUAUAUGUAUAGGAGUAUUGAUCAUCUAUGUAUAUACAUAUAAAUAGUUUUCUUAUGAAUGUAUACAUAUAGAUAUAUGCGUCACAUACGAAGGCACUGUGCAUUGCCAGCAAUCAUUUAAUAAAGCAAUUGGACGGUAGACAUUACGACCACAUUUGUAAAGACUGCACAUUGAAAUUGUCAUGGUAUAUAAAUUAAACUAUAUAGCAAGUUUCUAACAUAAAAAUAAUUAUACGCCAUCAGGUACAUGUUGCAUUUAAAUAGAAACUUCGCAAACUAUUUCGUCUAUUUCUAUCUUAAUCGAAUUUGUUAUUUUAUUAAAAGCAUUAAGGAAAUGAAUCCGUUUAAAAUUUACGCGAAAUUAUUUUGCAUAGAUAUGCUUUAUAAAAUACAUUUAUAACGUUAUAUAAAUUUAUUUUUGAAUCGAGUAUAGCAAUGCACCGUUUAAUAGUUAGGGAUGAAAGAGAAAAAAAGAAAAAAAAAGAAAAAAAAAAAAACAAAA